AGCGCGUUGUUGACGGGUGAAGCAAGAUGGCUGCGCCCGGUUACCGAGGCGUGAGUGAUGGAGCUGGGGCCGCUGAGACGAGCUUUCGUAGAAAAGCGCGGGGAAAGCUCCCGGCCAUCAGCGGGACCCGGCCCUCCGUGCACAAUGGGCAGCUCCUCGUCUCCACCGGCGUGCCCUCUCUGGAUCACAUCCUAGGCGGUGGUCUUGCUGUGGGGACACUACUCCUAAUAGAGGAGGACACCUACAGCACUUACUCCAACCUUCUGCUCAAGUAUUUCCUGGCGGAAGGAAUAAUCUGCGGACAUGAGGUCUUUGUCGCGUCUGCCAGUGAUAGUCCACACAAAAUCUUAAAGGACCUUCCAGCACCUCUUACAGAUGAAAUACCACGGCAGGACGAUAAAGCAAGGGUCACAGAAGGUCUCAGAUCAGCAGAAGACACAAUGAAGAUAGCAUGGCGCUACCAGAACCUUCCGAAAUUGGAGUCUGUAUCCUCAUCAAGAUUUGGCCAUUAUUACGAUAUAUCUAAAAGUAUAUCUCCAGAUCUGCUGCUAUCUGCCAAGACACACAGCUACUACCUUCCCAGUACUAUACCUCUGGAUGGAACGUACGGCUCUUCCAAUGAGAUGGCCUGCGACUACCUCCAGCUUCUCCAGUCUAUCCAAGGCGUUGUACACCAGGGUGGCUUUGACGGAUCCAACCCCCAGCAGAAAGGACAGAAGAACAUUCUGCGGAUCGGAAUUCAGUCUCUGGCGUCGGUGCUGUGGGGCGACGAUAUCUGUACUCAGGAGCAGCCUCACAAUCUCCACAGCUUGACUUGUUUUUUGUAUGCCCUCCGAGGUCUCUUGCGGUCCUCGCUGUCAGUGUGCGUCAUCACAGUACCUACACAUCUCAUCCAGAAUAAAGCAAUUAUUGCACGUGUGAGAAACUUGUCAGAUACGGUAGUUGGCCUUGAAUCAUUUAUCGGCUCAGAGAGGGAAUCCAAUCCAUUAUACAAAGACUAUCAUGGUUUAUUUCUUGUUUACAAGAUUCCUCGACUCAACAGUUUGAUUUCUGAAGGGCCCGACACCAAGGACCUGGCUUUUAAGUUAAAAAGAAAGAUGUUCAGCCUCGAGAGACUACAUUUGCCUCCAGACUUGUCAGACACAGUGAGUCGUUCAAGCAAACAGGAUCUGGCAGGGUCGACCAAACUGCUGAGCUCAGGAUGUGGCUCUGCCGCCGCAGGCAAGAAGCACCUGGACUUCUAGUGAUUUCUACUAAGCAGAUAUGUUCACAAACCCUGGCGCCCAAAUGGGGCACCAUCAUCAUCAACAUUACACAUUUUUAUAUAACUAUUAAAAUAAUAUUCGCAUAACUGGCCUGAGUCUCUCUUUUAAGAGUUACAAGGAUAUGUAAGAGGUUUGUAUAUUAUUUUUUUAAUCAUAAUUUUAUUUUUAUAUACACUUACUGACAAAAAUAAUAAUAACGCACCAAGAAGGAGUUGUUGGAAUAGAAUGAAUGUAAUGAUGAUAUAUGUAAGUGAUUAUAAUAUUAGAGUUAAAGGAUACGUUUAUUGGGGAAAACUGUACAAUUGAAAUGAGGCUUUAGGACCCUGUUGGGCCACCUAGAUACAAGACGAGGUACAGUUGGGUAUGGAGGCAUACAGGUUCUCCUACGACACAUUUGCCCACAGAUGUUGCAGCUGGGCCUGUAGAUCCUGCGCACUUGUAGUUUGCCGAAGCUGGUGCCCAAGCUAGUCCCAUAAAAGCUCCAUUGGCGAUAAAUCUGGCUACCGGACAGGUCAAGGAAGUGUUGUAAUCUGGGUGAGACAUUCCUGGGAAACCCUUGGUAUGUGUGGGAGAGCAUUAUCCUCCCGAAAAAUGCCUGUUGGAAGCCCUGCUAUGAGCGGCAACACAUGUGGCCUCAGGAUGUCCUGCACAUAUCGCUGGGCUGUUAGUGUCUCUCAUAGUCAGUUCCCAAACAGAAACUGGAUUCAACGCUAAAGAUGUUAUGGUUCCAGUCCAGGUUUCUCGUUCACAACACUACUGCAAUCGAAGGCGACAGUGGCUGGCUGUCGAUAGCAAGACACGUAAAUUGGCACCAUAACACCAAAUAUCCUUCUGCUAAGCACCUGGAAAUUGUUGGGCCAGAUUCAGGGGUGUGAAGAUGCCACCUGCGUCUGGAUGGUGGACAACUAAACUUUGAGAGCUGCUUUUGCUUAUUGGUGGAUCAAACAAUCCUCUCUACUGGUGGUCUGUCUGGGCUGUCCAGAGCCUAUGCACCAUGGGUGCGUGCCUGCUCCCAAACCUCCUAACAGCUAGGUCAGAACGUCCUAGAUGUCGGGCAGUUUGUCAAAACAACCAUCCUACUUCUCUCUGAUGCGCCCCCUCUUAAAGUCUGUCAGUUGGGAAAAAUAUUUUUGAGUGCAUAGUAGAGGCAUGUUAACCAGUUAAUGAUCUCUCACCAAGCAGUACACUACCCAAAAGUAGCUUCUGAGAGCUUUUUUUAUAGGGCAGAUUGAGAAGCACUUUUACGCCGCCUUGUGGCAAGACCCAGUGUCUAAUCAGACCACACCGGUAAUCAUUUACAUAUCUGCCUGAGACAUAACUACAUGCUGAGUUUUGCAGCAA
Messenger RNA from Bufo gargarizans (Asiatic toad), 2606 nucleotides. It is a transcript of the gene ELP4, whose product is annotated as elongator acetyltransferase complex subunit 4. The coding region runs from base 27 to 1244 and encodes 405 amino acids. Lineage: Eukaryota; Metazoa; Chordata; Amphibia; Anura; Bufonidae. Gene Ontology annotation, cellular component: transcription elongation factor complex; elongator holoenzyme complex; cytoplasm. The record is from RefSeq and is a predicted model, not a curated record. Gene Ontology annotation, biological process: tRNA wobble uridine modification. The transcript has 10 exons.